ACAGACCAACUAAAGAUAGUUCACAAAUCUUGAAUCAACUUUGGUUAACCACAACCGCUGUGCACUAGGACCCGGGGGAUUUAUUCCAGCAGAGCAGCAGCCAGAGACACUGCAUGUUAGGACACACCUGGCUUUCUGAUCAGAGACAAUACCGUUGAAAGUCUUUCUGCGAAAUGGAGACAGUUUAAUUGAUCGACGUUGGCGGCAUCGUAAUGUCUAGAUGGGUACGUGUAGCAUACUUUAAAACACAGAGGAUCACUUCAUACUAUAUACUCAUGUGACUUUCCUUCACAGAACUGCAUAUGUGGAGGUGCAUAUGAGCGGAGUUCAUAUAAAUGCACCACGCAGACGGUUGAUUUGAAAUCCGAAUCACCGUCGAUGACUUUUCACAAACAGUGGCAUGAACGCUGCGCGGAUCGAACCAUAUAAAGCGCACGAGAAGUAACGAUAGAAGAUGGAAAACAACAAGCCGACCGAGCAUGACAUCACGGAGGUGGUGGCGCAGCAGUCCGCCGCGAACCCGACUGAGAACGGCGUCAUGAUGGUGAUCAACCACGGUACAGUUCAUCCACCCUUCAGCGUGCUGUGGACCACCGUCCUGUACUGCGCGGAGUUCAUAUGCGCCUCGGUGCUCAGCAGCAUGUACCAUAAGACUGACGACGUAGUGUGGAUGGGGCUGACUAUUACAUUCAUGUUGGUUCCGUCGGUUCUGACCCAGCUCACGCUGACGUUCGUGCACCGGGACUUGGGGAGAGACCGACCCCUUGUGCUCUUCAUGCAUCUGCUUCAGAUGGGGCCUAUUAUAAGGUGCAUUGAAGCUCUUGUUGUUUACUGUCAGGCGGGAAAAAAGGAGGAACCAUAUGUUACCAUUUCAAGAAAGAUCAAGCUAAAGCAUGGCAGAGGCUUAGGCCCAGCCUUCGAAUGUGAGAUCGGACAUUCAGAGCGCAAACUAGCCGUCCACCGCAAUGCCUUCAAACGCACAGCUGUCAUCCAGGCCUUCCUAGGCUCCACUCCACAGCUCACUCUACAGCUCUAUGCCACCAUCCAGGAAAAAUAUGUCCUUCCCACACGGCUUGCCCUGAUGAUCAUUUCCAUGAUAUCGAUCGUAUACGGAGCUUUAGUUUGCAGUGUUCUGGCCAUACAGAUCAAGUAUGAUGACUACAAAGUGCGAAUGAAACCUGCUGCCUACCUGUGCAUGAUCCUCUGGCGAGGGUUAGAGAUCGCCACUCGGAUCGCCACCUUGGUGCUCUUCAGCACAACACUCACGGUCUGGGUGGUCCUGGUGGGCCUGACCAACCUGUUCAUCUUCUUCUUCCAGCCAUGGGUUGAGUUCUGGGCCAGGAAGGCAUCACUGCCUGAGAACAUAGAGAAGAACUUUAGUAAACUUGGCACCACCGUGGUGCUCUGCAUGGUCACAUUUCUCUACGCCUGCAUCAAUAUUUUCUGCUGGUCUGCCGUGCAGCUGGACCUGGCUGACCAUGACCUGGUGGAGAAACAGCCUCGCUGGAGAAGCUUGGCCAUCUACUACACCCUACGCUUCAUGGAGAAUGUGACCCUCAUGAUAUUGUGGUACUACUUCAAGUCAGACUUCUAUGAAUACAUAUGCACCCCACUGCUGGUGGUGCAACUUAUCGUGUGCUACGGCCUGGCUGUAAUCUUCAUGCUGAUCUUCCAUCAGUUCUGCCAUCCGUGCCGCAGACUUUUUCACUACAACGUCGAGGACUGUCUACGUUGCUCUUGCUGCAGGAAGAAAAAGCAAUCACAGCCACCUGAAAACCAUGCACGUGGUCCUCAAGAACAUGCACCUCCUGAUCUCACGAACCACCUGACAGAUCGAGAAACCGAUAUCGUGGAUGAUAUCAUGGAGGCAGCAUGAAACGCAUCUGUUAUGUUAAUGUAGCGCUGUUUGGGGCCAUGCUAGGCAUAUUUGCACAUAUCCUGACUCAGGAGUAUUACAUUGAGACGAUUGAACUAUGCUAUAGCUACUGUAAUUAGUGAAGGAACAAUUGAUUUUAUAUGGUCCUAAAAGCUUCAGGAAAUUAGUUUUUUAUGCCAUUUGGAGCUGUUCUUCAAAAAGAAGGUGUAGAGCAUGAUAACCUUAUUAUGUUGGUGUGGAGAGGGUAGCUCAUCAUUUAUUAAUUGUAGAGCACUGACCUAUUUCUUUUUGUUGGCCACUGAAGACCAAAGAAUGCCCUCGGUUGAGUUAUGCUGUGAUGACUGACAAAGGCAGCUUUCAGUAGAGAGCUGCGUGGCCAGGUGUGUGGGAAUCGUGCCAAUUUUGGAGGAAUGAAACUGGUAAAGUAUUGGCACCUGUUGCAUUAACAUUUUCCAGGGAACCGUGACUCAACAAGCGAAAGAGCCUUCUGAACUUUUCUUAAGUUUGCUUCAACAGUCCUGUGCAUUUUUAAACCGUUAGAUUUGGAGAACCUUCUUUAAUUUUGAAAGUUGAACUUGCCUUAAUAUUGUGUGAUUGUAAUUUUGUGCCUGAAUAGACUAAUGUUCUAAAUUUUUCACUGCAAAAAGACAUCUGUUUGUUUAUUCUGUAUGGAAAUAUGUUUGCGUGUGUGAUUUUUGCCUGAAUUAUGUGCCUCUUUACUACUGAGUUGAAUAAUGAUAAUGAUAUGUGAAU
This is a messenger RNA of Sinocyclocheilus rhinocerous, 2629 nucleotides long. RefSeq names its product membrane transport protein XK-like. Gene Ontology annotation, cellular component: membrane. NCBI's taxonomy places the organism in Eukaryota, Metazoa, Chordata, Actinopteri, Cypriniformes, Cyprinidae. The record is from RefSeq and is a predicted model, not a curated record. The transcript has 3 exons. Bases 455 to 1876 code for a protein of 473 amino acids.